Cynoglossus semilaevis (tongue sole) is the source of this 1217-nucleotide messenger RNA. RefSeq names its product winged helix repair factor 1 (gene whr1). Lineage: Eukaryota; Metazoa; Chordata; Actinopteri; Pleuronectiformes; Cynoglossidae. The transcript has 7 exons. Bases 150 to 917 code for a protein of 255 amino acids. The record is from RefSeq and is a predicted model, not a curated record. Gene Ontology annotation, biological process: positive regulation of Ras protein signal transduction.
GUAACCAGUGUGACACGGAAAACAGCUGAGUUGUCUGACUCAGUUCGAUUUAAACCAGUAGAGGAAACACUAUUGUUCGUCGUUUGUUGAUGAACGAGGGUAAAAUUAUGAAUUAAAUCCCAUAAAAUCGACUCCAUUGGACACCAAAUAUGAACAGAAAACGGGGGCUGAUUUCAGACACAUUCAAAGUGAAGAAAAGAAGAAUUGGCUCAGAGAAGUUUGGAACCGCCAGGGUUAGAGAUGAACCAACUGAUAUCAAAUCCACACUGGAGUACAUCAUGACACUGUUUCCCAGGAAGAUUUUCAAUGAUGCCUUGCCAAAAAUUGUACUUAAGCAUCAACUCUACAGUUUACACAACGAUAAGACACUAGUCGACAAGGAGGUGAACAAACUGCGAGAAAAAGCAGAGCUGUUGAUGUUCCAGCUCGGGUUUGAUACAGAAGCCUUUGGGCUGACUUUUGCUUCCGACUACAAGGCCAAAGUGCUGGCAGGAGAAGAGGGCAAAGUGACUCGGGCGACAGUCGAAAAAUUUCUGGAGAAGUUGCUGACAUCUUCCUGUAUUGAUCUUAGCUUCAGUAAAGACAAAAUGCUCAGAGAGUUCCUCUUCACAGACUCAGAGAUAACGCAGCUGGUAAAGUCAGGGGUCCUGACUGUGAGGGAUGCAGGCAGCUGGUGGCUGUCCAUUCCUAACUCUGGCAAAUUCACCAAAUAUUUCAUACAAGGUCGUAAAGCUGUGCUCGGCAUGGUGAAAAAGUCCAAAUACGGCGAGGUCCUGCAAGCCGAGCUGGAAGGACGAAGGACGACGUCACAAGUCAAAUUUCACAUGAAAUAUCAUAUUCAUGACAUUGUGGGUGCAGAUUUGGUGAAAAGCAUAUCAACAACUUCAGGAACAUUGUUGAGAUUUGUCGACUCCUGAGAAACUGAGAUGAGAAACAGUUGAGGUGGGACAGAUUUCAACGGUCAGUUUGUGAUGAACUAAAGACACUGGGUUUUAGAAGAUCAAUAUGGCUGAAGAAAUGUUUGGAUAAAGACUGAAAUGAAUUUAAUGUUAAAAAAGACCUUUAUAUUUUGUUUGCCAAAUUAUGUGUAUAAAAACCUUAUAGGUUUAUGUAUUGUCAGUCAACUUGUUGACACAGCUUGACUUACAACAAAUAUUUUUUCCAUGAAAUGUUAUUUAUAAAUAUGUGCCUGUCAUUAAAUGCUGUGUUUCAACUGG